GAGUGAGUGAGAGAGAGAGAAAUGAGGAACUCACUUUGGCUGAGAGGAAAUGCAAUAACGAUACGAAGCGAUUGGAAACUUUGCGAAGGCAAAAGCAGAAGAAAAGGGUUGAGCCCCUUCUCCUUAAUCGUUUCUUCAAUGCCUUACGAGAAGGAGCUCGCUGCUGCAAAGAAAGCUACCUCUCUCGCUGCUUGUCUCUGCCAAAAAGUACAAAAGGCUCUUUUGCAGUCCGAUGUCCACUCAAAAUCUGACAAAAGUCCAGUUACUGUGGCUGAUUAUGUUGCUGCUCUCAUUCAUGGAGGUUUUGCUGAAGUGCUGAUUCACUUCAUAUUGUGUUGCUGACAUGUGGUUAACAGGUUCACAAGCCUUGGUCAGCUAUAUACUUGAGAGAGAACUUCCUUCUGAACCAUUUUCAUUAGUAGCCGAGGAGGAUUCAGGAGAUCUUCGUAAGGAAAGUGGCCAGGAUACGCUGAAGCGGAUUACAGAACUUGUCAAUGAUACUCUUGCUAGUGAAGGAUCAAAUAGUUUUUCUACUUUAACAACAGAUGAUGUGCUUAGGGCCAUUGACAAUGGUAAGUCUGAAGGUGGUUCUGUUGGGCGCCACUGGGUUUUGGAUCCAAUAGAUGGUACUAAAGGGUUUGUAAGAGGAGAUCAAUAUGCUAUAGCAUUAGCUUUGCUACAUGAGGGGAAAGUUGUAUUGGGUGUCUUGGCUUGUCCGAAUCUUCCACUGGCAUCCAUUGGCUGUAAUCAGCAGCAUUCUUCUUCAAAUGAAGUUGGUUGUCUUUUCUUUGCUGAAGUUGGUGAUGGAGCAUAUAUGCAGGCAUUGGGUGGUUCUACACAAACUAGGGUGCAUGUCAGUGCUAUUGAUAAUCCAGAAGAAGCAUCAUUUUUUGAAUCUUUUGAAGCAGCACACUCCUCACAUGACUUGUCUAGCUCCAUUGCAGAAAAACUUGGUGUCAAAGCACCACCGGUCAGAAUUGAUAGCCAAGCAAAAUAUGGAGCUUUGUCAAGAGGAGAUGGGGCUAUAUAUUUACGUUUUCCUCACAAAGGAUACCGUGAAAAAAUAUGGGACCAUGCUGCUGGCAGCAUUGUUGUGACUGAAGCUGGAGGCAUUGUCACGGAUGCUGCAGGGAACCCUUUGGACUUUUCAAAAGGAAAGUUUCUUGAUGUUGUUUCUGGUAUUAUUGUUACAAACCAGAAAUUGAUGCCGUCACUUCUGAGAGCAGUUAAAGAUGCGAUCAAUGAGAAAGCAUCAUCCUUGUGAUUUCUGAUAAACAUAUGAUUCUACAACUGAUUGCUAACUUCGUGAAUUCGAGAUCUGAAAUCCAAGAGAGAAAUGAGGGAACCAUCGUCGGUGGGAUUCGAAGGCAACGGCGUCGUUUCUCCGCCGCCACAAGCUCUACUCGAGAGGCUCAAGGACUACGGUCAAGAAGACGCUUUUGCCCUCUGGGACGAGCUUUCCCCCGAAGAACGCGACCUUCUCGUCAAGGACAUCGAGAGUUUAGAUCUUUCGAGAAUUGAUCGGAUUAUUCGAUGCUCACUACGAUCUCAAGGGCUACCGGCAGCUGCUAUUGAACCUGUGCCGGAGAGCAGUGUGUCGACGGUGGAGGAGAGAAGCCAAGAGGAUCGAGAGAGAUGGUGGAAGAUGGGAUUGAAGGCUAUUUCAGAUGGAAAGUUAGCUGUAUUGCUUUUAUCUGGUGGCCAGGGGACUCGACUUGGAAGUUCAGAUCCAAAAGGAUGCUUCAAUAUUGGACUUCCAUCUGGAAAAUCGCUUUUUCAACUUCAAGCUGAGAAGAUUUUAUGUGUACAGAGACUAGCUGCUCAAGCUACAAAUGAGACUUCUGCUUCCUCAGCACAAAUACACUGGUACAUAAUGACUAGUCCAUUCACUGAUGAAGCAACACGCAAAUUCUUUGAAAAUCAUAAAUUUUUUGGUCUUGAGGCAGAACAGGUUACCUUUUUUCAGCAAGGAACAAUCCCAUGUGUUUCCAAGGAUGGUAGAUUUAUUAUGGAGACUCCAUACAGGGUAGCAAAGGCUCCUGAUGGGAAUGGUGGAGUGUAUUCAGCUCUGAAAUCUACCAAAUUACUGGAGGAUAUGGCCUCAAAAGGAAUUAAGUAUAUUGAUUGCUAUGGAGUUGACAAUGCACUGGUUCGAGUUGCUGAUCCAACCUUUUUAGGUUACUUCAUUGAUAAAGGUGUAGCUGCUGCUGCAAAAGUUGUCCGCAAGGCAUAUCCACAUGAAAAGGUUGGUGUGUUUGUUCGGCGAGGUAAAGGUGGUCCUCUUACGGUAGUUGAAUACAGCGAGUUGGACCCAUCACUAGCUUCUGCAGUCAAUCAAGCAACUGGCCGUCUUCGAUUUUGUUGGAGUAAUGUCUGCUUACACAUGUUCACUUUGGAUUUUCUCAACCAAGUGGCAAAUGGACUUGAAAAAGACAGCAUUUACCAUCUUGCGGAGAAGAAAAUCCCUUCCAUACAUGGGUAUACAAUGGGAUUAAAACUUGAACAGUUUAUAUUUGAUGCGUUUCCAUAUGCUCCAACAACUGCACUUUUUGAGGUAUUACGAGAGGAGGAAUUUGCACCAGUAAAAAAUGCAAAUGGAUCCAAUGUUGACACUCCAGACAGCGCAAAACUGCUAGUUCUUCGACUCCAUACUCGUUGGGUUGUUGCUGCAGGUGGCUUCUUAACACAUUCAGUGCCUUUAUAUGCAACAGGUGUUGAAGUGUCGCCACUCUGUUCAUAUGCUGGUGAAAACCUGGAACCCAUAUGUCGAGGAAGAACAUUUCAUGCGCCAUGUGAGAUCACAUUCUAGUUCUGCUCUGUUUGUGAGUCGUUGUGACUUACACUACAACGAGGGAUUUCUCAGUUCCAUACAGCUUGCAAGAUUAAUUUGUGAAUGCCACUCUUCAUUCACUUGUAUCAAUAUACAUGUAUCUUCUCCAAUCUGUUUCUGAUUGGCUUGUUUUUUGGUUUGUCGUUUUUCGGCCAACGGUCUGUUUUAGUGCUGCUGAGGAAUGUACAUGUAUCAUAAUUUUUACUUAGCAUUUAUUUGCCCAUGCUGACUCGAUUAUUUCAUCCUAUUUUUCCUUUUCCUUC
Molecule: messenger RNA, 3093 nt
Organism: Abrus precatorius (Indian licorice)
Lineage: Eukaryota; Viridiplantae; Streptophyta; Magnoliopsida; Fabales; Fabaceae
Product: UDP-N-acetylglucosamine diphosphorylase 1-like
Exons: 23
Coding region: 1337-2809 (490 amino acids)
Biological process (GO): UDP-N-acetylglucosamine biosynthetic process
Molecular function (GO): UDP-N-acetylglucosamine diphosphorylase activity
Source: RefSeq, a predicted model, not a curated record